Caenorhabditis angaria is the source of this 636-nucleotide messenger RNA. NCBI's taxonomy places the organism in Eukaryota, Metazoa, Nematoda, Chromadorea, Rhabditida, Rhabditidae. The record is from the annotation of a GenBank genome assembly.
AUGCUAACCACUACUACAAUUUUCAGUAAACCCCAACGCUAUGGAUCAAUUGGUAUUGGAUUCAACGGAAAAGUUGUUCUCUACGUGAAUUUGAAUAUGAAUGGAACUUGCACUUCAAACAUCGCUGAAUUUCCCUUUGAUGUUCAAAAUUGUGAAAUCAAAAGUGAACCUUCGAUUUUCCCAAAAAAUCUAUAUUCUAUGAGCGUCGCUUAUGAUUCACGUAUCAAAAUGUGUGAAAUUGGAAAUGAUUAUUGGGAUUUUCUGAAGAUAUCAACUGAAGUUGUAAAACAUCCGAUUCAUCGGGGUUCAGAAUACUUCAAUCAUCAAGGAUUUGUCAGAUUUUCCUGGAAACGAAGAUCAAAUUCCUAUUAUUUGCUGAUAAUUUUGGCAGUUUUCAUAGUAAAUGUGCUGGCUUUUCGUUACCUCUUCAAAAUCCAAAUAACUUAUUCGAAAAAAGUCACAGUUGCUUUAACUCAUAUAUUAAUUAUGUUAUCAAUUAUCACAUUUUUGCGCAGAAAAUUGGCGAUUCUUCAAAUCCCAUUUAUCCUAUAUCUAUUGCUCAGCUUAUGUGGAAUGCUUGUAUUUUUAUAUUUAUCAACAAGGAGAAUGGAGUAUAAUGGGCUGAAAGAAGAGUGA